CGAAAAUACUAUUCUCAAGCUUGGAGAAGGAUCAGUUUCAUUUCAAAAGAGGCUGAAAAUAUGGUGGUUAGGGGCUCUCCGUCAGUGGUCUGGAAGCAUACUACAGAUGGAAAGUUUACAACUCAAUCAGCCUACAAAGCUUUAUGGAAUCAAGGGGGCAGGACUUUAUCAACAAAUAGUAUAUGGAACCCUAAACAGGUAUCAAAGGUUGAAACAGAUGCGGUGCGAAGCUUGACCUUGCUUCAACAGGAAUCAGGCAACCUCGCUGGUCUAAGCAAUUUCAGACAUCAAGCUUUGGGCCGGAGCUUCAUUUUUGAACAUGUUUAUAGAGAGGCUAAUGAGCCUGCUCAUCAGUUAGCAGCCCAUCCUAUUGGUCAGGCCAUUUGUGUUCGCUUUAAUCAGG
Molecule: messenger RNA, 403 nt
Organism: Cuscuta epithymum
Lineage: Eukaryota; Viridiplantae; Streptophyta; Magnoliopsida; Solanales; Convolvulaceae
Source: the annotation of a GenBank genome assembly